AUGGCCGGCUUCGUUUGCCACCUUCUGCUGGUUUUCCUCUUCACCCGGGAAACGGCUUACGGCACUUCAUUCGGAAACAGUCUGUCCGAUCCGCUGCUCGAUCCGGACUUUAUCGACAGUCCGCCGAUGGUGCAGCCGAAGUUCACCUCCCGGUCGCAGUCGGUCCGGGCCGUCAUUGGCGAUACGAUUACGCUUCCCUGCGAGGUGGAAAAUCUAGGUCGCAACAUACUACUCUGGCGCCGAGGGAGUGCCGUCGUAACGGCGGCCAAUCUUAUCAUUACCCGCGACACACGGUUCAAGCUGCUCGAGGGCUACAGCUUGCAGAUUAAAAACGUACGCCCGCAGGACGCCGGGGAUUACAAUUGCCAAAUCGGUGACCACGACAACCGGGAUCUGGUGCACACGGUCGAGAUACUGGUGCCGCCCUCGGUGCGCUCCAACCCGGAAUCCGGUCACGUCACCGUCCGGAAGGGUGGUACCGCGACGCUCGAGUGCAAAGCCUCCGGCAACCCCGUACCGAGCAUCAGCUGGACACGGAAGGAUUCGAUACACGGCUCGCCGCAUCUCUCCGAGGGACCCACACUCACGCUGGAAAAUGUGAACCGGCAGGACAGUGGAACGUACCGGUGCUACGCAGACAACGGCAUCCGGGAGCCGGUCUUCGUCGACAUGCAGCUGAUUGUCCUGUCACCGCCGGAAAUCACGGUCGAAAAAUCCUGGGUACACGCGGGCGAAGGAUACGAGGCACAGCUAGUCUGCACCGUACACGGAGAUGCUAAUCCAGAGGUUAUGUGGUACCAGGACUCCUUUCUGUUGCAUCCCAACGACAGACGAACGAUGGAUACGCGCGGUGAAAAGCACUAUCUAACCGUCCGGAACGUUCGAGCAUCUGAUUUUGGCAAUUAUAGCUGCGUGGCGGAAAAUUCACUAGGACGCGCCAAAAAGUACAUCGAAGUAUCGGGCCGGCCCGGUCCCGCUCAGUUCCAUUCGCCGAUGUACAGCAGAUACCGGGAAAUGUACAACCUAACAUGGAGCAUUGAAUCAUUCCCGCUGAUAGAGGAAAUAAGAUUACUUUACAGAAAAUUAAUGAUGAACGAGUCUUAUCAACAUCCGGGCAGAUGGCACGACAUCAUCCUGAACCCACCGUCAACGAGAUCGGAAUCCUUUCGGCACAUCAUGACAUACACCAUCAAGGGGCUUGAUCCGAACUCCGUCUACGAAACGAUCGUGCAGGCGAAAAAUCGCUACGGCUGGAAUGAGGUAAGCGACAUUUUCCAGUUUUACACCCUCAGCACGGACAUGCCGAACGAGGACGUGGAGCAAACGCUCGGUUCGACGGCAUACGGCAACAACUACCGGGCGCUGAACCACUGCACCACGCUCGCGAGCGAACUAAUCCCGGGCACGAUUAUACUGAGCUUAGCGGCGGCCGUUUGGCGAUUGGUAAGCACAUAAACACUUGCUCCGUAGUGUGUGUAGAGAAAAUGGAAGGCUCCUCUAGAUGUGUACUUUAAUUUUUGCCUCAAGACACAAAAAAAAUCCUUAGCGGCGGGUUUUUUUCUGUUUUUCAUUCGGGAGUUUAGUUUUAAUCACUAUGAAUACAAAACCAAAAGAGAGAAACAAAAAACAAACCACCAUAAUGUUAGAGUGUGUGAGUGUGUUAGAAAGCGCUACAUGAGGCGGGACAUUUAAACCAUCCAUAAACCAAUAAGCCUGUCCAUCUUGUCCAUCUGGCCAGGGGCGUUCUUUGUCACGAAUUUCUACUAUUACUUACGUGGGGGAGACGAAGAGGAAAAACAACCAGUUACAACAGAACAAGUACGGUUAGAUACAAACAAAAAAUUACUGCAUGAUUCAUGGUAUUAAACAUUUGUGCUCCGAUGGAUGGGAAAAUUCAUACGAGGCGCGUGCGAUGAAUGUUUCAAAACCGACAACAAACAAAAAAAACACACAAACAAUUUUGUAGUAAAGCAAAAACAUUAUAAAACACACACACACAAACAAACAGAGGAUUGUAAUGUAGCAUUGUAAGAGCAUGUAAGUGUAGGGUAAGACAAAAAUAAUAAAUGCCGUUUAACAGACGAUUAGGUAAGCCAUUCAAACGAUACACCUGUAAAAGGAAAAGGAAACAAAACACACACAAAAGAAAAGAACAGGAAGCAAGUGAACGUAAAAAUGAACGUACGUCAUGAGUUGAAGCCAAAGACAACACGAUACUGACGAUGCUGCAGUAAAAAGGGAGAGCGGAAUAAAAAUUAUUUACCACGCUGGCAAAAUAUAAAUUCCCAUUUCCUUUCGCCCAGUUUCGGGUGUAUCUUGUCCACCGGAGAAAACAAAAAAUAUAAAACACGGUUGAGUAGAAGGCAGAAACCAAACCAUAGCAUUCGAUUUGUUUCGACACAUUUUGUGAGGCAUAAGCAACAGAAUAAAACAAUGUAAAUGUGAAAUUAAGCAACCCGAUCGAAGGACUUUACUGUAACUGUACAUUAAGUUUUUAUUUUUAAGAAAUUACUUUACCGCAUUGCGCAAUAACUCGCUCUCGAUCGAAUGGGCGAUCGGCUGCCUGCCAUCCUAACCAUGUAAUGUACUACAGUACUACGAUGAAAAUAAACUUUA
Molecule: messenger RNA, 2616 nt
Organism: Anopheles moucheti
Lineage: Eukaryota; Metazoa; Arthropoda; Insecta; Diptera; Culicidae
Product: protein amalgam-like
Exons: 9
Coding region: 1-1455 (484 amino acids)
Biological process (GO): homophilic cell-cell adhesion; synapse organization
Cellular component (GO): neuronal cell body; axon; plasma membrane
Molecular function (GO): protein binding; axon guidance receptor activity
Source: RefSeq, a predicted model, not a curated record